This is a messenger RNA of Rattus rattus (black rat), 2497 nucleotides long. It is a transcript of the gene Cdca4, whose product is annotated as cell division cycle associated 4. The record is from RefSeq and is a predicted model, not a curated record. The transcript has 2 exons. NCBI's taxonomy places the organism in Eukaryota, Metazoa, Chordata, Mammalia, Rodentia, Muridae. Bases 466 to 1179 code for a protein of 237 amino acids. Gene Ontology annotation, molecular function: transcription regulator activity. Gene Ontology annotation, cellular component: nucleus.
GAUUUGCUCCUUCGAGCCUCUGAGGCCUGGGCGGCGUCCAUGCAGGCACCUCCAGGGCGGUCGGGUGGCGGCAGGGUCCUCGGCCCUCCUGGGCCGGCCGACCUUCGGCGCUCAGGACGACGCGGCGUGUUGAGUGACACAUACCGAGAGCCGGAGCGGCGGGUCUGAGCUGGCCGUCCCGCCCUCCGCCCACGCUCCCCUGCUUCCGCUCUCUCUUCCUCCUGUGGCCUUUCCUCUCUCCUUUCUCCUCCGUCCCCCCUUCUUUGGUUCACCCCGCGUCGGUCCUCCGUCUCACCUUUCGGGCUGGCCGCCGGUGCUGUGCGUGUCCCUUAAGAGCUGCGCGUGGCCAGCAGUUUUGGGGGGACUGGACUUUGUCUGGCUUCUAGCCCCGAGCGUCUGUCUGCUAGCCAGAGACCGAUUCCGAGAGGGCUGGGUGGACUCCGUGCAGUCGUCUGCCUGGACAGGAUGUUUGCUAGAGGCCUGAAGAGGAAAUGUGGUGACCAGGAAGAAGGAGUAGAGGGUUUUGGCACUGUCCCUUCCUAUAGCCUGCAGCGACAGUCACUCCUGGACAUGUCCCUUGUGAAGCUCCAGCUCUGUCACAUGCUAGUGGAGCCCAACCUCUGCCGCUCAGUCCUUAUCGCCAACACAGUACGACAGAUCCAGGAGGAAAUGAGCCAGGAUGGCGUGUGGCAUGGGAUGGCACCCCAGAGUGUAGAGCGGGCACCAAUUGACCGACUAGUAUCCACAGAGAUCCUGUGUCGUACAGUGAGGGGAGCUGAGGGGGAGCACCCCACUUCAGAACUGGAAGACGGUCCCUUGCAAAGCUCAGCUUCCGAGCUUCCCAUCGUUGGCUCAGCACAGGGGCAAAGGAACCCUCAGAGCAGCCUCUGGGAGAUGGACAACCCACAAGAAAACCGGGGAAGCCUUCAGAAGUCCCUGGACCAGAUAUUUGAGACCCUGGAGAACAAAAACUCCAGUUCAGUGGAGGAGCUCUUCUCAGAUGUGGACAGCUCCUACUAUGACCUGGACACAGUGCUAACAGGAAUGAUGACUGGGACCAAGUCCAGUCUCUGCAAUGGUCUGGAGAGCUUUACUGCAGCCGCCCCUCCUCCCAGCUCCACUUGCAAGUCUGACCUGGCUGAACUGGACCACGUCGUAGAGAUUCUGGUGGAGACCUGAGAGAACACCCCAGUGGGCCAAGGACAAGGCCACCACUCCCCAUGGAGCUCCAUGUGCAGUGACCCAGAGACAGACAAGCACUUGUCCUAAGAGGGGCUCUGACUCUUGAGCCAGGGUCUCCACCUCUGUCUGACUAUGAAAAUAUCUGGGACAGAUUUUCCUCUGCAAGGAUCGCAGCCCUGGAGCUGCCUCCGGGCUAGUUAGUUCCUGGGGAGGACAGAACGGAUGCAUCUCAAGGAACUGAGCUAGCUCGCUCGCUGAAGGCCCUGGGCUCAUUAUCCUGUGUGUGACGCUGGGAUAACUGGAGGAUGGUGGGCCACAGCUGUGUCUAGUCUAUUUUAAAUUAGAUAGGUGAACUUUCUAAAAUUAAGUUUUAUAUGUUUUGGGCAAUAUUUUGUCUUAAGAUAUAUUUUUUAAACUUUUUAUACUUUAGAUUUUUUUCAGCUAUUUUCUUAAAAGUAUAUUUUUUCUACAAACAUCCUCUGCUGCUACAUUAGAAACAUUUAUAACCUAAAUACGAUUGGUGUGUCAUUUUUAAGGUUUAAAUAGAAAACUUUGAGUCUCUACACUUCUAAGGCAACUGUAAAUGUAGCCGGCCAGGUGUUUACAUGAGAGGCUCCAUUAUGGUCUACAUUCCAGUAGAGAGCUUGAAGGGAACCAUGCCCAGCCCCACUGCUCCCUCCUCCCUCACUGGGUCUGUCUGCAAGAGCUGUCUUCCCAGGCUUUCCUGUGCAGGGUGGUUUUAUUUAUGCCUAUUUAUAUGUAAAUGCACUGAGGGCUAAGGUCUUCUGUCUGGAAAUCACAACACCGUUCUUCAGAGACUGUGGUGAGGCAGUGCCUUAUGCAGGUCUUGUCCUUGGGUCCCCAGCCCAGCACUGUGUGACAUGAGGACAUGACAUCCCAACAACAACCAGCACCACAUGCUACAUGUCAAGAGUAUGCGUGGAGACUGCAGGGUACCAGGCAUGUGUGUGCUUAGAAAGGGUGUGCAGCCCACCAUGUGCUCAAUAGGACAUACCUGUGCUUGCUUGCUUUAAAAUGGUGCUUGAACAUUUUAAGGUUAAAAACAAUCUGAUUCUAUAACCUAGGGCUCCUCCAUCCUGGGGUGGCCCCUAUGCUGUCUGCUUGGGUCUCAUGGUCCCGAUAACCAGAUCACAUGUCAGACCCCACCCCCACCCCACCAUGCUUUUGUUUCUCUUGUGCUGUUCUUUUGGACGUCCCCACCUGAGCCUAAGAGGUUUUAUUUUGUAUGUGUUAUGACUGUUCUUCACUAUCAACAAUGUAAACCUCACUUUAUUAAAGGAAUCCAGCAAAUGGA